CCAUGUCUUCUCAAGAGAAUAUUAUUUGGCGAACCCUUUCUAGUAGCGACUUUGAUAAAGGAUAUACAAAUCUAUUAAGCGAACUUAGUACUGUGGGAAGCGUGGAAAAGAGUGAAUUUUUAAGUCGUCUCCAUCAAAUACAGAGUUAUCCAGAUUACUACAUUUUAGUGGCAGAAGAUGUGACUCAGUCACAGGUGAUUGCAAGUGGUACUUUACUUGUAGAACUUAAGUUUCUUCACAAUUGUAAGUCCGUCGGCCAUAUAGAAGAUAUUGUUGUGUCCAAGUUGUAUAGAGGCCUUGGUCUAGGGAAAAUACUUGUAGAUAAAUUAGUACAAGAAGCAAAAAGUCGGAAUUGUUACAAAGUCAUACUCAGCUGUUCACCUGGAAACGUUGCCUUUUAUGAAAAGUGUAACUUUGUUCAAAGAGAGCUUCAAAUGGUUUGUUAUUUUAAUGAGUAAUAUUUCGCUCUUUUUGCUGUUCACUCAUUUCAGUUGGCUGUGAUCCUUUCGAAGACUGGUUUUGGCACACCAAGAAAUUUAUUAGGAAUAACUUUAUUAUUCUUUUUGAAUUUAAUAUGCAGUGAAUUCAAUGUUUCAUUUGAAGUGAUGACAAAACACAAAAUAAAUCCAUUUGCUUCAGAUAUGAUUCUGUCACGAGCACUUUUGCUCUGUAUGAAUGUGUAAUUAUUGUU
Messenger RNA from Galdieria sulphuraria, 691 nucleotides. RefSeq names its product glucosamine-phosphate N-acetyltransferase. Gene Ontology annotation, biological process: UDP-N-acetylglucosamine biosynthetic process. The record is from RefSeq and is a predicted model, not a curated record. Gene Ontology annotation, molecular function: monosaccharide binding; glucosamine 6-phosphate N-acetyltransferase activity. The transcript has a single exon. Bases 3 to 458 code for a protein of 151 amino acids. Gene Ontology annotation, cellular component: endoplasmic reticulum-Golgi intermediate compartment; Golgi apparatus; endoplasmic reticulum. NCBI's taxonomy places the organism in Eukaryota, Rhodophyta, Bangiophyceae, Galdieriales, Galdieriaceae.